CUUAUAGGAUGUAUGUAUGGAGGGUGUGGAGGUAUACCUGAUGCGCUAUAGCCUCUCGGUUCCUGAUCAGACUAACCUAGCAACUUAGAGUCUUGGACAAGGUUGCGUUACUCCACACAAUCUAUUUACCAGCCCUUCAUCUCCAGAUUCUCCACGCCUCCCCGCCAAAAUAGGUUACAAGACAAUAUCCUAUAUAAAUCUUCAUCGACUCCCGUGUUGUCGGUCCUGGGUCCAAGACGGCUCCCCACAUCCCCCGGAUUGCUUAUAGUGAUUUUGGGUCAUUAUACAUCACUUCACUCAACCUUAGUUUCACAUCAUCACUUCAUACUUCAUCUGCUAGACUCCAGCAGGAGUACUUGAGCCAAGAUGGCACCGAGUAUACCGAUUCCCACUCAAGGUGGAAUGUUUCACACCUUCCAAGGAGUGACUCCUCGGAAGCAGUCCACAGACUCUACAGAGAGUACAAAGACAAACGGCAACGGCACAGCUAAGCGUAUUACUACACCACAUGCAUGCGCUGAAUGCAAGCGUAGGAAGAUUCGAUGUGAUGGCCAACAACCAUGUGGUCAAUGUCUCUCAAGUCGAGCUCCUAAGCGAUGUUUUUAUGACAAGCACCGCCAAAGAGUGAUCCCAUCAAGGAAGACUCUUGAAGCAUUAUCACAAUCUUUAGAGGAAUGUCGGUCAAUUAUCAAGCGGCUUUUCCCAAACCACGAAGUUCAGUCACUUUUACCCUUACCUCGCCAGGAGCUGCUUAGUCUCCUUGACCGACCACAGAUCGACGCAGCCGCGGGACUUCCAUCACCACCGCUACAUACUUCUCCUAUGCCUGGCGACAUUGGCUCGCCUUCUCUCUCCGGGUCUGACCAGGGUCUUUCCAGCUUAGAACAAAUACCAUCUCGAGAUAUCGAAUGGGACGAGGAACGCCGAGGACGAGACCCUAUACCCGUCGAAGCUGACGAUGUCAAUGCGCUUUCUCUAUCGGUCGACCGCCAAGCAUCAUAUCUGGGCGCCUCAUCUAUCAAGGCAGCACUCAUGGUGAUGCUAAAAGUCCAGCCGGGCCUCCGAAGCUCCCUCACACCACCGCUCAACAGCGUAGAGAUGGCACACAAUCUUCCGAUUAUGAGGCAAAAAGUCACGAAUCCUAAAGAGCCUCAACGAGUGCCAUGGUCAUGGAAAGGCCAAACAUUAAUCGACGCUUACUUUAAGCGAGUACACGUAUUUGUUCCGAUGCUAGAUGAGGCUUCGUUCAGAGCAGACUACCUUGAAGGACAACGAUACGACGCCCCCUGGCUCGCACUUCUUAACAUGGUUUUCGCCAUGGGAUGCAUUGCCGCUCUCAAAUCCGACGACUACAACCACCUGAACUACUACAGCCGGGCCAUGGAAUACCUUCCCAUGGACUCUUUCGGCGGCAGCCACAUCGAGACUGUCCAAGCCCUAGCAUUAAUAGGAGGAUACUAUCUACACUACAUUAACCGACCCAACAUGGCAAACGCCGUCGUUGGUGCUGCUAUCAGGAUGGCGAGUGCUCUCGGACUCCACCGAGAAAGCCUGGCUCACGGCCCUGCCGGUACGAGCAAGGAAAUUGCAGCCGCAGAAACGAGAAGACGUACUUGGUGGAGUUUGUUCUGCCUCGAUACUUGGGCUACAACUACCAUGGGCCGCCCGUCGUUCGGCCGAUGGGGCCCUGCCAUCAACAUCCGCCCACCAGAGACUGGCGUUACCUCUGCACGAGACUCGGCCCAGCACGCAGGUAUCCUACCUCUCAUUGAGAACAUCAAGUUCUGUAAAAUUGCCACUGCCAUCCAGGACAUGCUGGCAAUUUCCCCCCUACUACGUGCCGAGGACCGCUGCAACCUCGAUGGCCAACUGGUCAACUGGUUCAGUAACCUACCUUGGCUACUACGCACCAGUGACCCCUGCGCCGAACCCCUGUACAUCGCCCGCUGCAUCAUGAAGUGGCGCUACCAGAACCUGCGUAUGCUACUGCACCGCCCAGUCCUUCUGAAUUUAGCCAGCAGUGGCGCAUCACACGCUGCCGAGCAUGACAUCGCCGCCAUCGAGGCAUGCCGCGACUUAGCUAAGCAGACCAUCGAGGAUAUCUCCCGCGAGUGGUCGCGCAACCAGAUGUCCGGCUGGAACGCUGUCUGGUUCUUGUACCAGGCCGCUAUGAUCCCGCUCGUCUCUAUCUUCUGGCAGUGGGACAGCCCCCGCGUGCCCGACUGGCAGAAGCAGAUCGAGACAAUUCUGGAACUUCUUGAGGCCAUGGAAGACUGGUCGCUGGCAGCUCGCCGCUCCCGCGAGGUCGUCUGGCGCAUGUACGAGGCAUCGCGGCAAUUGGAGCCCGCUAUUUUGAGGCAGCAAAGUCCCAUGCAGAGGCUACAAGUUGUAACUGACCAUGCCGCCAUCAUGAACCCCAUGGGUGACGGCUCGGAAAUACACAUGUCGCCUAUCGGCCUCGAACCCGAGGGCUUCGGUGGCAUGAUGGGCAUGCUGGACCAGCACGGCCUGUGGGACCUGGACGGCAUGCUCUGGAGCGCGCCCGACGAGAUGGAGUGGGCACAGCAACACAUCGCCGGCAACGGCAACAUGCACGACGGGACACCGGCGGGUGGCUGCGGGAUGAUGGGCCAGCUCGGCGCCUACGGCAUCGAUAAUCCAGCAUUUUCAUUCGUCCACUAAUUACCCCCUUGGAUUACCCCUUUGGGUGACUGGUCAAUCAUGUUGCGUGUACGAGAGACAAGAGACACAUGGCCACGCGGCUAUUAUUACUACUGCUACUAUUACGACGAUCGGUUGGGGUUGAUUUUCUGCACUUCUGGUUGGCUAUUCGGGAGCAAAGAGACAAAAAAAACUUUUUCUCUACUCAAUUUUUCUUUCCUUUCUAUACUUUGUCAACUUUUAGGGGUCCAUGAUCGCCAUUCACCUCAUGCAUGUAUGUUUCA
Molecule: messenger RNA, 2945 nt
Organism: Daldinia decipiens
Lineage: Eukaryota; Fungi; Ascomycota; Sordariomycetes; Xylariales; Hypoxylaceae
Product: fungal-specific transcription factor domain-containing protein
Exons: 3
Coding region: 367-2682 (771 amino acids)
Biological process (GO): positive regulation of transcription from RNA polymerase II promoter by galactose; DNA-templated transcription
Cellular component (GO): nucleus
Molecular function (GO): DNA-binding transcription factor activity, RNA polymerase II-specific; zinc ion binding; RNA polymerase II cis-regulatory region sequence-specific DNA binding
Source: RefSeq, a predicted model, not a curated record